Messenger RNA from Symbiodinium sp. CCMP2592, 1344 nucleotides. NCBI's taxonomy places the organism in Eukaryota, Dinophyceae, Suessiales, Symbiodiniaceae. The record is from the annotation of a GenBank genome assembly.
AUGAGGACAUCCAUGCUUGGCCGAAAACUGCAUUGGAUCCUCAGAUGCACUGCGGCAUCGAUGCAAACAUCGCGUUCGCAAGUGUCUUCCGCGGCAGCGCCCACUGGGGCCGGUGCGGAAUGCUGGUUUGGAAGGAAGCACUUCGGACGACCUUUGUCGCAAGUGGCUGAAGAGGAUCCAAGUUACUGCCGAUGGCUGCUCCGCAAGGCCAAGGCGGCGGAUGCUCCCAGCAGCUUGCAAGAAAAUGCUGCUUGGCUCCGCUCUCAUGCGCCCGACAUCGGUGCCAAACGUCACGCUGAGACUGCGAAGCAGGGGACGUGCGUGCCUGCCGAGAACGGAGGACAACCGGGGCGAAUGCAAUAUGGAAGAGACCUGUCCGAUCUGGCGCAAGAAGAUCCUGUAUAUUGCCAAUGGAUGCUCCGAGAAGCCAAGGAACCGCAUGCUUCGCCAAAGCUUCGCGAAAAUGCCAACUGGCUUUUGGAGAACGCGCCGCACCUACAGGAGCAAGGCUUGCUGGUCACAGGCGGCAAGCAUCGCGGCAAAAAGAUGUCGGAGCUGCUGGCCGAAGAUUCAUCCUAUUGCCACUGGAUUCUGCGAGAGGCUCAGGAGCCAUCCGCAACUCGUGGGAUGAAAGACAUGGCCGAGUGGCUCACGGAGAAUGCGCCACACCUGCAGGAGGAUGGAGUAUUGGCGGCAGGCGGCCGUCACAAAGGGCGGCUGCUGUCAGAUCUUGUGGUCGACGACCCGACAUACUGUCAAUGGAUUCUCCGCACUGCUCAGGAGGAGCAGUCAAGUGGAGGCCACUUGCGAGCACAAGCUGCGUGGCUCCAAAAGAAUGCCCCGCACCUGAAGGAGGUUCCGGUCGUCAGCUUGAGAAGCGCGCACAAAGGAGUUCCCGUGCCACAAGUCGUUGCGGAGGACCCUCGCUGGUGCAGCUUCGUUCUGAGGCAAGAAGAGGCACGCUCCCGCGGAUUUGCAAUUGCUGCCGAAUGGCUUCGUGAGAAGGCUCCUGAGCUGCUUGAGGCACAGGAUGACGCCGAGAUUGCGCAGAUUGGCCAGAAGUUCUUCAAGCAGUACGGUCAGCAUUUCGUCGUUCGAUCUGGCAAGCAUCGAAUGAAGACUUUUGCAGUAGUCGUCAAGGACGAUCCGAAAUUUGUGGAAUGGGCACUGCAGCAGUCCACCUCCGACGCUGGUUGCAACAAGAACAUCCAAUUCUUUGCCGCAUUCGUGAGCCAGCAGUCCAGCCAGGAGACAGCCGACAGCUUCAAGCGCGAAGCCGUCACUUUCCACAAGAAGGUUCGUCAUGUUCGAGCUCGCAAGACUGCUGAGAGCUCGGCGGCUUGA